AUGCAAAGUAUAAGAAACCGAUCAAGGAUAAAAGUGGAAGAUGAUGUCGAAGCAGCGGAUCAAAAAGAAGUAGAUGUUCAACUUCAAGGCACCAAGUCAUUAUCAACUGCUAAGUUGUUUUUCAUUAUAUUUAUGAUUCGACUAUUCAACGCGUUAACCAUGAAGACCUUCUUUCAAGCUGAUGAAUAUUAUCAAGCCUUAGAACCAGCUCAUGCUUAUGUAUUUGGGUAUGGGUAUGUUACAUGGGAAUGGAAAGAACGUCUAAGAUCAUCAAUUCAUCCAUGGAUUUAUAUUAUGGGUUAUAAGCUCGUGUCACUUUUCAGUGACGAUGUGGAAAUGAUCAUUUUGGUACCAAAGGUUAUUGGUGCUAUUUUAGCAACAAUUGGAGAAGUGGGAUUAUAUAAAUUGAGUCAAGUCUAUACUAAGGAUGAAUACAUUUCCAGAGUUACGUUGUUAUUAUCACUUUUCAAUCCAUUCAAUUGGUAUAUUAUUACCAGAUCAUUUUCAAAUAGUUUCGAAACCAUUUUAACUAUCUUAGGGUUGUUAUUUUGGCCAUGGGAUUAUAAGAUUAACUAUCUGAGAUUCAUCAUAUCAUUCAUAUUUUCCAUUACAAGCAUUUUAACCAGACCAACCAAUGGAUUGAUCUGGGGUUAUUUGGGACUAAAUUAUUUAAUCAAUGUUAAAGCUAAUAUAUUUCAAAUUAUUAAAUUAGGAAUGGUGUUUUUAAUUACAUCAAUUAUAAUAAUUUCGAUUAGUUUGGGCUUAGAUUAUCAAUUUUAUGGAGAAUUAACCUUCCCAGUUUAUAAUUUUAUUGAAUUUAAUGUGAUUAAAAAUUUAUCAAUAUUUUAUGGGGUUGCACCAUGGCAUUUUUAUUUAUUUCAAACUAUCCCAAUAUUAUUAAUGACAUAUUUACCAUUUUUAAUCCAUUCGGAGUUAUGGCUUAAACAUUAUAAAGAUAUCUUAAGUCAAGUUAGCAUAUUUGUUACGAUUGGAUUUUCAUUAAUAGAGCAUAAGGAGUUUAGAUUCAUUUAUCCUUUGCAGCCAAUGUUUUUAAUAUUAUGUUCAUAUUCGGUUAAGCAAUUUAUGCAAAUUAAAACAAUAGCAACAACUAUAAGAAAAGGAAUAAUUUAUUUAAUUAUAAUUAUUAAUAUUUUAAUUACCAUAUUUUUCAGUCAAAUUCAUGAAAGAGGGGCAAUUGAUGUGAUUGAUUAUUUAAAAAAUGAUUCAAAUAAUGUUAAAUCAAUGGGUUUUUUAACUCCAUGUCAUUCAACCCCCUGGCAAAGUCAUAUUCAUAAUACUUUAUUAAGUAAUAAUUCCUGGUUUUUAACUUGUGAGCCUCCAUUACAUUUAACCGAUGUUUCGGCAACUGUUGAAAAUAUACAUGCAUAUAGAGAUGAAUCCGAUCAGUUUUACGAUAACCGAUUACAGUUCUUAACGGAUAAUUUCCCACCGUUUAAUAAAAUUGAUUAUAAUAAACGAUAUCAUGAAUGGCCAAGUCAUCUAAUUAUCUUUGAACCAGAGGAACAAUUUAUGAACCAAUUCCUUGAGCUGUCAUCUUAUUAUCAAUGUCGACGGUUUUUUAAUAGUUAUUUCCACUGGGAUUCGAGGAGAAAUGGUGAUUUCAUAGUAUAUUGCAAAACGUGA
Messenger RNA from Scheffersomyces coipomensis, 1644 nucleotides. RefSeq names its product putative glycosylphosphatidylinositol-alpha 1,2 mannosyltransferase. Gene Ontology annotation, molecular function: alpha-1,2-mannosyltransferase activity. The record is from RefSeq and is a predicted model, not a curated record. The coding region runs from base 1 to 1644 and encodes 547 amino acids. Gene Ontology annotation, cellular component: endoplasmic reticulum membrane. The transcript has a single exon. Gene Ontology annotation, biological process: GPI anchor biosynthetic process. NCBI's taxonomy places the organism in Eukaryota, Fungi, Ascomycota, Pichiomycetes, Serinales, Debaryomycetaceae.